GUGGAGAAGGGCUUGUACGUGGAGUGCGGGUGGGAGAGCGAGCGAGAGACUGAGAGAAAGAGAGAGGGUGAAGAGAGCAAAGUGAGAUCAAGUGGACAGCGAACGGCCGCAGCUAUGGAUGAUCACGUUGCUGAACAUCACAGGGCCAGAUACAAGAGAUCAGAGUCGCUGUACGACGCCGUCAGAGCCACGGACCGGGAGGAGAAAUAUGAGAAGAGCCUGUGGGAGUCGCUGGACAAAUACUACUGGGAAGUGAGAUUCACCCUCCUGGAUCACCAGAGCCCAACCACGGGCCUCUUUCCCACCAAAUCUCAAAGCAAGAGCAACGCCGCCAAGGUCCGCGACAGCCUCUACUGCGCCGCUGCCGUCUGGGCCCUGAGCCUGGCCUACAGACGCAGCGACGAUGAUAAGGGGAGGAUUCACGAGCUGGAGCACAGUGCCGUCAAGUGCCUCCGUGGCAUUCUCUACUGCUACAUGCGCCAGUCUCUCAAGUUGGAGCGGUACAAGCAGGACCCCUCUCCCAGCACGUGCCUGCACUCCGUGUUCCACGUGCACACGGGGGACGAGCUGCUGGACUACAGCCUCUACGGGCACCUGCAGAUCGAUGCCCUUUCACUCUUCCUCCUCUACCUCGUUGAGAUGACGUCCUCGGGCCUGCAAAUCAUCUACAACACCGAUGAGGUGACGUUUGUGCAGAACCUGGUGUACUGCGUGGAGCGUGCGUACCGCGUGCCCGACUUCGGAAUGUGGGAACGCGGCAACAAAUACAACAACGGCAGCACGGAGCUGCACGCCAGUUCUGUGGGCCUUGCCAAGGCCGCGCUGGAAGCCAUCAACGGAUUCAACUUGUUUGGGCCUCAGGGCUGCUCCUGGUCAGUCAUCUUCGUGGACACGGACGCUCACAACCGCAACCGACAGACGCUGCACUCCCUGCUGCCCCGCGAGUCUCGCUCUCACAACACCGACGCGGCCCUGCUGCCGGUGCUUGGCUACCCGGCAUUCGCCGUCGAUGACGACACCCUGCGGCACCAGGCACUGGACAAGGUGGUGCGCAAGCUGCGCGGCCGCUACGGCUUCCGCAGGUUCCUGCGCGACGGAUAUCGCACGGCGCUCGAGGAGGAGCACCGGCGGCACUACCGCCCCGCCGAGAUCAAGCUGUUUGACGGAAUCGAGUGUGAGUUCCCCAUGUUCUACCUCUUCAUGGUCAUCGACGGUGUUUUCAAUGAAAAUCAACACCAGAUGCAGGAGUACCUGGCUCUUUUGGAAAAGGUUAUACUGAAAACGUCUCAAGGCCACACGAUAAUACCGCGGUAUUACCACGUCCCCGGGGAGUUUGUGGAGGGGGAGAAGAAGGAGCCGGGCAGCCAGCGCAGGUACCCGAGCGAGACGGGGCACGACGGACGCCUCUACCUGUGGGGCCAAGCGCUCUACGUCAUCGCCAAGCUGCUUGUGGAUGGGCUGAUCACCCCCCAGGAGCUGGACCCCGUGGGUCGCUACGUCCCCAUGGGAGACAGACGCAACGUCAGCCUCCGCUACUCCAACCAGGGGCCCCUGGGCACCAACGUCACCGUCAACGUCACAAUCGUCGCCGAGAGCCAGCACCUGCAGGCGUUCCUGAACACCUACGGAAUCCAGUCCCAGACUCCCCUGCAGAUGGAGCCCAUCCAGGUGUGGCCGCAGUCGGAGCUCGUGAAGGCGUACUCUUACCUGGGUCUCAACCCAAAGCUCGGCCUCUCGGGCCGGCCGGCACGUCCCAUUGGGUGCCUGGGCACCGCCAAGACGUAUCGUAUUCUGGGCCGCACCGUGGUUUGCCUGCCCGUCAUCUUUGACCUGAGUGACUUCUACAUGUCCCAAGACGUCCUUCUGCUCAAGGACAACAUCGUGAACUGUCUGCAGUUUGUGUCUCAGUGCUGGAAGAUGAGCAAACGGCCACUGUGCCUCCUCCUAAUCCGCGAGGACAACCUCAAGGGCAGCCGCUUUGAGCCGAUGAUGGACAUGCUGGCGGAUUUCAAGCGGGGUAGUGUCGGAGGGGUCAAAGUUCGCGUCGACAGAAUUCAGGCGCUGAUUUCUGGAACGCUGGUUCAGCAGUUGGAUUUCCUGAGAGUCAGCGAAGGAGAGGAGCUGCCGACGUUCAGCUUCCUGGAGGAGAUGCCGGUGAAGGAGUCGGCGGGCCUGCGGCGGCGGCUGAGCGCGCCGUGCCUCGACGACUCCAACCUGGAGGGCGAGGUGUUGGAGGAGGAGUGGGGGCACCGGUCCAGCGCCGACGUGCUCCACCGCCUCAGCGAAUGCCACGCACUCCACAACCAAACCGUGCUGCUGGGGAUUCUGCUCAAGCGGGAAGGCGGCCACUUCAUCACAAACGCAGGCACCGUCACGGAUCAGCUGGAGCGUGUGCACAGUGUGGCCGGCACCAACAAGCGCUGGUCUAUAGUGCGCUACGCAGCAUGCUUGUUAGGAAAAGUCGUUGACAGCCUCGCCCCGUCCAUCACAAACAUCGUCGUCGGAGGGAAACAGCUCACACUCGGCGUGUUCGGCCACGAGGAGGUGGCCAUCUCGAACCCGGUGUCGCCGGCGGCCGCCAAGCAACUGUUGUACGGCACGUGCGCGGCACGUGACCCCCGUGCCUCGGCCCUGCAGCAGGAGCUCGUCAUCCACGUGGGUUGGGCGAUGGCCAACUCCCCGGAACUCUUCGGGGGGAUGCUGCGCCUGCGCAUCGGAUGGAUGAUCCACGCCAUGAACUACCUGCUGGUGCUGCAGGCCAAGGGCGACAUGAGCCUGGACAUCGGGGUGAACGUAGGAGCCGAGGCACUCCACAGGGGGCACCACAAGGAGCAGCAUGGCAGGGGGCUCACGGUGCCCACCGUGGAUCACAGGGGGCACGGGGCGCUCGCGGUGCCUGAAGGCCACGAGGGUCACGGGGGUCACGGGGGUCACGGCAACCGCGAACCCUACGUGCUCAGCGACCUCUCUCCGAGCGACGUGAAGUCGCUGCUGCUGCAGCUGCUGCAGCUCAAGCAUCACGGCAGCUCUGGGUGGCUGCACCGCCGCUACCUCGACGGCUCCCUCAACCGGACACCGCCGGGGUUCUACGACCGCGUGUGGCAGAUCCUGGAGCGGACGCCGCAUGGGAUUGUGGUGGCCGGAACGCUCCUCCCGCAGCAACCCACCCUCUCGGAUAUGACCAUGUACGAGAUGAACUUCUCCCUGCUCGUGGAGGAAAUCCUGCAGGGAAUUGACCACCCAGCCUAUCGGCAGCUGGUGGUGGAGCUGUUGAUGGUGGUGUCUAUAGUGCUGGAAAGAAACCCGGAGGUGGAGUUUCAGGAGAAGGUGGACCUGGAUUUGCUGCUGAAGAAGGCAGUGAACGACUUCCAGCACGAGCGCACGAAAGUGGGACACGCGCAUGAGGAUGCCUUGACAGCGUUCUACCAAACGCCACCGGUGGGGAAGUGUGGAACGGCGGUCUACCUUGCACGAGCCGUGGUCAAAAUGCUCCUGUUCGGAGCAAUCAAGCCUGUGUCCGAAGACCCAUGCAUCAUCAGCUGAUGAGGCAGCGCUGUGUCCCAUCGGCCCCACCUUGUAGGGGUGGAGGCGAUAGGUUUUGGAACAGUGGCGAGGUGAUGUCUUAUGAGCAAAGCUACCGAACUUCUGGGAGGCUCAACCAACGCAAAUGUUGACCUGGUGGGGCCCCUCCCUCUGUCAAUCACUAGCCCCGCCUAUUGCACGUAGCCCUCGCCCACUCCUCUGCACAACCAUGCCCACUGCUCAGGUAGCACCACUAUUUUUCCCUCUUAUCAUGAGUCGAUUGUGAGGCAAUAGAAUAUUAGACCGGGGAUGAAAUCCCAAUUUUUUUGCAAAUGCUUCGGGGGACACCAGGAUGACAGACUUUGUGAAAUGGGGACUCUCUCGGCCGUCCCAGGAUGCUCUGGUAGCUUUGCGUAUAAGUGUAGGCGGUGUUGGAGGCUGUAGGUGUGUGUUUGUGCAGUUGCAGGUUUUUAUCGAGGUGAAAGAGCGAAACCGUUAAGUAAAAAUUAUUUAGUUUUUAGCCCAGUUCUGGUGUUAUUAGGGUCGUGGAAAAUUGUCCUUCCAGAAUGCCUACAGUCAGCAGUGCCUCGUGUCAUCCCUUCAUGGAAUGGGCUCCUUGAAGAUAACGUCACAGCACAUGAAACCCCAUCUCGCUCAAUUUGUUUUCUGCACAUAUAUUCGGCAAACUUCCAGCUCAAAUAAUAAUAAUAAUAAGUAUAUGUUUGGCUGCCAUGCAACAACCGUAACUCUCAGUGACGGAGCAGGUGUGAACCAGAGGUCUCUUGAAGGGAGAGUUAUAAAUCGAUAGUUAGCCAUCCCCGCUUCCAUCUAAACUCUUUCAUGAAUAUGGCACGUUCCAAAUAUUGCAUUGAUUCAUUGAUGACAUGACACCUAUAGCAACAUGUCGGUAAACUUUAUCUCGACAACAAAUUGGGAUGCGCCGCCAUCCUUUAAUGUAACAAGAGAGACGUUUAAACCGCAGUGAGGGGAUCGGAGUCAUCGACAGUCUGAUAUUUUCCGACUAUUGUUUGGCAAUUGCAAAGCAUUCACAAGCUGCGAUGAUAAGAAGCUGUCGAGUGUUUUAGUUGUCUGUGAGGCCUGUAUCGUGCAUGUAAACAAAUCCCAGUUUUCAAAAGCACUGCAGAUUUGUGCAAUAGUUAUUUAUUUUUUUGAAAUACAUUAGAGUUGUAUUUUUUUUGUUUUAUUAAUCGCCAUCAAUAUAGAGCGAUCAGAAAGGUUGUGAGUUAAAAUCCUGGCUGGGGGGUUGACUCAGCCCAUCAUCCCUCCAGAGCAGAUAAAAUUAGUACCACUUUGUGGGGGAUUCAACCGCGGUUACUCGCUCACCGUCACAGGAAUGUGGAGUUGGAAUUGUCACCACUGGCUUAGGGCUGCAAAUGGGAGAUGAACACUGCUGCUUCAAUGCUAACUUGAGUAAAACAUCACUGAAACGUAUCUGACAAUUACUCCCCGAGGAAAUCCUCCCAGAGUCUCGGGGGGUGGGGGGGGGCUGGAGAGGUGACUCUUGGCCAGUUUCCAUUUUGAGUUUUUUUUUUGCAUGCAGGAGGAAACGAGAGUGUCGGGAGAAACCUAUGCACACGAGGGGAUAGCGCCCAUCAUACAAGCGGGGAAGUCGUCUAAUUGCUCCACUGACCCUUUAUAUUAACGAACAUUAUAUGCGUGCAAUCCACCAACCCCACUGUCACGUCACCGUAUCUCGUGCUUCUCUGCUGGCCUCGUCGUCUAGAACACCCUCCUCCCAGUCACGGGAGCUGGCAAAAGGAAGGAAGCCACGGCGAGGUAGCCUCAGCAUCAUUGGUCUUGAUAACCUCUUGACCUCAACAUCACAUCGCUACAGAAGUACAGUAAUUUCUCAUGUCACUGCUCCGAUAAGGGCCUUCCACUGGAGUGAACUCUUCAAGGGUAUUUGGUCUACUCUUCCGCGUUGACCACACAUGUUGGGGGGAGGUGAGAGCACCCACACUUUACCUCUCGACUGUGGCCUGUCCAUGUGUCCUCCUGGGUGGGAUUUGGCAGGGGAAUUAGGAAACCUUGCCCCAUACUCUUUGGUUCUAUUCGGUAAAGUCACGUAGGUAAAAAAUAAAAA
This is a messenger RNA of Petromyzon marinus (sea lamprey), 5626 nucleotides long. The record is from RefSeq and is a predicted model, not a curated record. Lineage: Eukaryota; Metazoa; Chordata; Hyperoartia; Petromyzontiformes; Petromyzontidae.